Molecule: messenger RNA, 1180 nt
Organism: Ixodes scapularis (black-legged tick)
Lineage: Eukaryota; Metazoa; Arthropoda; Arachnida; Ixodida; Ixodidae
Exons: 1
Coding region: 32-1180 (382 amino acids)
Source: RefSeq, a predicted model, not a curated record
CGACAUAUGUGAAAGAUUACAUUUGGCGGUAAUGGAAAAUAUAAGAAUUCGUGGGUGGGGAUCGUUUUAUACAACAUCAACUGCGAAUAUAAUAAAUUCUAUAUUACAAAGAAAUAACGAUCAACAAACUAAUCAAGAAAUUUUAUUACAGUCGUGGUCACCAGCACCACAUGUUUGGAUUGUUCUCAAAAACGAUAAAGUAUAUCUUAUACGACAUAACCAUUUUAACGAUGUCGUUGCAUUAGAUAAAGAACUGUAUACAAGUAUGUUACUUAGGUGGCGACACGAAACUCGUCUUUCUAUGUUAAACGUGCAAUCGCAACCAGCAAAUCAGAAUACCAUUACGAAAAAAAUAGUGGAAAUUGGAACAUUUACCCCUAUUUUGGAAAAACUAUACAAAUUUUUAAUACACGAUUGUUGUACGUACCGUUUCUUGUUUAUAGAAUCAUAUAAAGCACCAAAAUUGCAUGUUGACGAAAAAAUAGUUUUGUUGUUACACUGUUUGUUAUCACACGAUUUAGGGUCUUGUAUGCCCGUCACAAAUGCACACGUAAAAAAAUUGGAAGACUCUAUUACGAUCCAAAGAGAAAUUUUACUAUCAAAUUUAUUUGGGACGGACGGAGACAAUAUUUGGUCUAAAGAAAUGAAAUCGGCAACAACUGGAAGUAAUUUAAAUGAAAAAUUUCUUAUGUGUACGAAGCCAUUAAAGUACGUAAACGAUGUGUUAAAUUCUUAUGACAAGAGUGGGUCUGUUACAUUUAAAAACACACCAUUGUCUCUUAUUGAGGUCACGUAUUGUAUCGACGAAUGGUUGUUGAGAAUGACGUAUAGACCUGUAUCGUAUAUGACAUGUUCUCUGAAUAUUGCGGACGACUUCCAUAAUUCAGAUCAUCGUGCGUUGCGUGCAAAUGUUGUGCAAACUGUGAUUACAAAACUACUACUGCAUAUAAAAACCGAUUCCUAUUAUUUUCGUACAUUACUAGAUGUCGGGGUUUUUUUAACUGGAGUUGACCCAUACGUCAUCACUAAAAACAUAAAUAAUUUAUACACUAUACCAUUAAAUAGGCAUUACGAACAUUUGGAUGACGAUCAUCGUAUCAAUAAUAUAUUAAAAGAAUCUAAAAAUUUAGACAUUUUAACUAUAUACACAGCUUUUAAAUUAAUCGAUUCUUUGUCAUAA